AUGAAAUUAUAUUUAAAUUUAUUUGAUUUUGAUCAAUUAUUAAUUUCAAUUCAAAUUGGAUCUAUAGAAGUAACUUGUAUUAGUCACACAUUAAACACAGAGAAUGAUAAAGAUUCAUCAAUAAUAUCAAACACAAAUAAACAUACAAAAGUUAAUUUUGAACGAUUACUUUCAACAACAUUAUUUUCUAUAAAAUCAGUAGUAAGUCUUAUUUCUACACAAGAUUUAUUAAAAAAUUUGGAAGAAACACUUAAUUAUUUAAAAUCAACGUUCAAUGUACAAAAGAGGUAAAACUUCUUUUAAAUAGUACAUAUUAGUUAGAAA
This is a messenger RNA of Rotaria sordida, 324 nucleotides long. Lineage: Eukaryota; Metazoa; Rotifera; Eurotatoria; Philodinida; Philodinidae. The record is from the annotation of a GenBank genome assembly.